Molecule: messenger RNA, 627 nt
Organism: Protopolystoma xenopodis
Lineage: Eukaryota; Metazoa; Platyhelminthes; Monogenea; Polystomatidea; Polystomatidae
Source: the annotation of a GenBank genome assembly
AUGGUUCCGCUAUGCUCUGUUAAAGAAGCUCUGGCCUUAUUUGCAAGCGAACUUAAAGAGCAGCGGGAAAAAGAGGAUGCGAACGAACAGUUAACAAUGGGUCCUGAACACGAAUUGCUUAAGAGGCGUGAGAUGGAAAUCAACAAGCUGCGCAAGGACUUGGAAAAUGCCAACAUGAUGCUGGAAAAUUCCGAAACCACUCUGAGACGCAAGCAUCAGACAGUACUCAAUGAGUUCAGCUCGGAAAUCGAGAGCCUUCAGAAACAGAAGGGAAAGGCCGAGAAGGACAAGAAUCAACUGAUGCUAGAAAUCGACAAUGUAUUGGGCCAACUUGAUGGGGCUAUGAAAGCCAAGCACUCAGCCGAAACCAAACUCGAAGGCCUUGACAGUCAAUUGUCUCGUCUCAAAUGUCUCACCGAUGACCUCCAGCGCCAAAUGAAUGACCUACAGAAUUUGAAAGCCCGCCUGACAGCUGAAAACUUUGAGUUGGUCAAGGCAAAUCAAGAAUACGAGGCCCAGUUCAUCACACUCUCCAAGGCGAAAUCCUCACUUGAGUCUGAAGUGGACGAUCUCAAACGCGCCCUGGAUGAUGCCUCUAAAGUGGGUCAUGACUGCAAGCUUUGUUGA